This is a messenger RNA of Culicoides brevitarsis, 2454 nucleotides long. Its product is annotated as integrin beta-nu-like. The transcript has 3 exons. Gene Ontology annotation, cellular component: cell surface; integrin complex; focal adhesion. Bases 153 to 2258 code for a protein of 701 amino acids. The record is from RefSeq and is a predicted model, not a curated record. Gene Ontology annotation, molecular function: integrin binding. Gene Ontology annotation, biological process: cell-matrix adhesion; cell adhesion mediated by integrin; integrin-mediated signaling pathway. Lineage: Eukaryota; Metazoa; Arthropoda; Insecta; Diptera; Ceratopogonidae.
UCCAAUUCUUCCUAAUAUUUUCAAUUUUCUUCCACAAAACCUUCGGACAACCCUCCUACUGCCUUUCGCACUCAACAUGCGACUCGUGUCUCGAUUCCGUCGGUUGCUCGUGGUGCGUCGAUCGCGCUUACGACAUUAAACGCCCUCGUUGCAUGCCAAAAAUGGACUUGCUUCAAUACAAAUGUCGCCCAGAGUUCAUCCAAGAAAGUGUCGAGAUGCAAAAAAACAUUUUCAAAGACGAACCAUUGUCGGAUUAUUCCCGCGACGAUUUGGAAGCGCGUCAAAUUCGACCGCAACACGUCAAAAUGAUGAUGAAAAAAGGCACAACGCAGGAAAUUCACAUGAAAUUCCGCCCGGCGAAGAAUUAUCCGCUGGAUUUGUAUUAUUUGAUGGAUUUGACGUGGAGUAUGAAGGACGACAAAGAGACUUUGGUCAAAAUGGGCGGAAGUUUAGCGAAUGCCUUGAACAAUUUGACGGAAAAUAAUCGAUUGGGCUUCGGAUCUUUUGCGGAUAAGCCGACAAUUCCAUAUAUCAUGAUCAGUCCGACGGAAAAAGCGAAUCCUUGUGCCGUUGAACGUCAAACGUGUGCCCCAACUUACCUCUUCAAGCAUCAUUUGAGUCUCACAAGUGACAUUGAGCAGUUCGUUCAACGCGUAAAUUCGAGUGUUGUCACCGGAAAUGCGGAUAAUCUCGAAGGCGGCUUGGAAGCUCUCAUGCAAGUUCUCGUUUGCGACACUCGAGUCGGUUGGAAAGCGCGUUCCCGUAAAAUUGUCGUCUUCGCAUCGGAUGGCUGGAUGCACGUAGCUGGCUUUGGACUACUUGGAGGAGCUCCGCAACGCAACGACGCCAAAUGUCAUCUCACGUCGAACGGCGAUUACAGCAAUUCCCUCUUCAUGGAUUACCCGUCGCUCGAAGAAAUUUACCGCGAACUCCUUCGUCGCAAGGUAAAUGUAAUUUUCGCUGUCACAAACGACGUUUUAGGUCACUACAAGAGCAUCAAACAACUCAUGCCCGACCAAACUAACGUCGGAAUUUUACAAGAAGACUCUUCCAACAUCCUCCAACUCGUCGAAGAAGGUUUCGCUGAAUUCGUUCGUCAUGUCAACUUCAUCGACGAUGCUCCCGAUUACUUCAAAAUUGAAUAUCUGACGAAAUGUGGCAACAAAUACGGCGAAUACGUGUCCCAAAGUAGCUGUGACAACAUCAAAAUCGGACAAGAAUAUGAUUUUUUGGUGAGAGUUACGUUGCUUGACAGUCCAGAUAAUAUCGGGCUUGAACGACAAACGAUCCGUAUUGAAGAGGCGAGUCUCAAAGAUGAAUUUUUGAAGCUGGAAAUUGAUCUCGAGAUGACUUGUCCGUGCAUGAAAGAGGAAGAAGAGGAGGAAAAUAGCCCGAGAUGCAAUAAAAAUGGGGAAUUUAAGUGUGGGAUGUGUUUGUGCUAUGAUGGAUUCGUUGGAGCGACGUGCGAUUGUAACUUGAUGAAUUAUAAGAGCUCGAAGGAGUUGGAUGCGAGAUGUAGGGGUAAUGAUACCGAAAUUUGUAGUAAUAGAGGAGAGUGUCUUUGUGGCGUUUGUUAUUGCGAGAAGCAGUUUGAGGGAGAUCAUUGCGAGUGUCUCAAGUGUCAAUUGGAUUUUUUUGCUGAUCUCUGUAUCGCUCCAAACUCCGAUGAAAUCUGUUCUGGACAAGGAAAUUGCAAAUGUGGAACUUGCGAAUGUUUCAGUCCAUUUCGUGGUCAAUUUUGCGAACAUUAUCCCGGCGGAACAAACAUUUUAUGUAAAACCUACGACGAAUGCGUCGAAUCUUCAAUUCUAAAAAAACUCGGCAAAAAUAUCGAAGUCACAAAUUGCACAAAAGACGAUGUCCCGCACACAAUUCUCUUCGUCGAUGAAAUUUCCGACAAAAAUUGUUAUCUCCGUAUUCGUUACGACGAAUCGACAUCUUGUGACUUUCACUAUUCCUAUCAAAUUGACAAAGGAAAGCACACAACGCUCGGAAUCUUGAAUCAAGUGUGUCCUCCAACGGAUUACGCGACAAUUGGAUUUCUCACAGUUUUGAUCGCAACAAUUAUCAUUGGAUUGCUGUCACUUUGUAUUUGGUUCAUUUGUGUUCGAAUCAAGGAUAAACGAGAAUACGCGAGAUUUGAAAUGGAACAGAGGGAAAGUACGAGAUACAGUUUGCAGAUGAGCCCAAUUUACAAAUCUCCGAUCACGGAAUAUGAAGUACCGAAGUUUACGUUUCAGUCGGCUGAGAGAUUGUAAAAAAAAAAUAAAGAAAAUUUUAGUUAGAAAAAUGAAGAAUUUUUUGAAUUGUGAACUGGGAUGAAAAUUUAAAAUGCUCAUUGGGGCAAAAAUUUUAAAAUGUGCAUUGGGACAAAAGUUAAAAAUGAUCAUUAAGAUAAAAAAAAUCAAAUUUUGCAUUGAAAUGAAAAUUUUAAAAGUUUGAAGCAACAUUAUA